AUGGAGGUGGAACUCACAGCUCCCAACGGCAGGAAGUGGACUCAGCCAUUGGGUCUCUUCAUCAACAAUGAGUUUGUCAAGAGCAGCAAUGAGCAGAAGCUUGCUUCCAUCAACCCCACAACCGAGGAGGAGAUCUGCUCCGUCUACGCUGCCACAUCUGAUGACAUCGACACAGCCGUAGCAGCAGCCCGCAAGGCCUUCAAGGACCCCUCAUGGAAGUCUCUCAGUGGCACCGAGCGCGGUGCCCUCAUGCUCAAGCUCGCCGACCUAGUCUCCCAACACGCCGAGACCCUCGCCACCAUUGAGUGCCUCGACAACGGCAAACCAUACACCACAGCCCUCGCUGAGAACGUCCCCGAAGUCGUCAAUGUAUUCCGAUACUACGGCGGCUACGCCGAUAAGAACUUUGGCCAAGUCAUCGACGUCGGCCCCGCCAAAUUCGCCUACACCGUCAAGGAGCCCUUGGGUGUAUGCGGCCAAAUCAUCCCCUGGAACUACCCCCUCGACAUGGCCGCCUGGAAGCUCGGCCCAGCCCUCUGCUGCGGCAACACCGUCGUCCUGAAGCUCGCCGAGCAAACCCCCCUCUCCAUGCUCUACCUCGCCAAGCUCAUCAAAGAAGCCGGCUUCCCUCCCGGCGUGGUCAACAUCAUCAACGGCCACGGCCGCGAAGCCGGCGCCGCUCUCGUCCAACACCCCCAGGUCGACAAGAUCGCUUUCACGGGCAGCACCGCCACCGGCAAGGAGAUCAUGAAGAUGGCCUCGGCCACCAUGAAGAACAUCACGCUCGAGACGGGCGGCAAGUCCCCUCUCAUCGUCUUUGAGGACGCCGACCUCGACCUUGCCGCGACGUGGUCCCACAUCGGCAUCAUGAGCAACCAAGGUCAGAUCUGCACCGCCACGUCCCGCAUCCUCGUCCACGAGGGCAUCUAUGACAAGUUCACCGAGGCGUUCAGGGCCAAGAUUCAAGAAAUUUCGGUGCUGGGCGACCCCUUUGAAGAAACCACCUUUCAAGGACCCCAAGUCACGAAACAGCAAUACGAGCGCGUUUUGUCAUACAUCGACAUUGGCAAAGAAGAAGGUGCCACUGUUUUCCUCGGCGGUGAAGCUGCUCCUCAAAGGGGCAAGGGGUUCUUUAUUGCUCCUACGGUGUUCACCAAUGUGAAGCCGACGAUGAGGAUCUACCGCGAGGAGAUCUUUGGUCCUUGCGUGGCGAUUGCUUCGUUCAAGACGGAGGAGGAGGCGGUUGAGAUGGCUAAUGAUAGCACUUAUGGGCUUGGGUCGGCGAUUUUCACGAGGGACUUGAACAGGGCGCACAGGGUGGCGAGGGAGAUCGAGGCGGGGAUGGUGUGGAUUAAUAGCAGUAAUGAUUCUGAUUUCAGGAUCCCGUUUGGGGGGGUGAAGCAGAGUGGGAUUGGGAGGGAGCUGGGGGAGGCGGGGUUGGCGCCGUAUUGUAAUGUAAAGGCUAUUCAUGUGAAUAUGGCGGCGUAG
Molecule: messenger RNA, 1488 nt
Organism: Podospora anserina S mat+
Lineage: Eukaryota; Fungi; Ascomycota; Sordariomycetes; Sordariales; Podosporaceae
Exons: 2
Coding region: 1-1488 (495 amino acids)
Molecular function (GO): oxidoreductase activity, acting on the aldehyde or oxo group of donors, NAD or NADP as acceptor
Source: RefSeq, a predicted model, not a curated record